GAUAUAUGAAAACGUCUCCACCAGGAACGCUGCAUCAAAGAGCCACUUUGUUAACGACAGUAAAGCGCCUGCUGCAGUGCUUGGACUGAAACUGUACAGAGUGGGAGUUUUGAUCCUUGGACUCCUCUGUAUCAUGCAAGCUGCUCUCAAUAUUUCCCUCCGUCUUGCUCUCUUUAACAUGGCCAAAAAUGUGACUGAAGAGAGAGACGAGUUGAGGAGAAUCAACUCUGAUAUUGAGGCCAGUUGCAAAAACCUGACUGAGGAGAGAGAUGACCUGAAGAGGAAGCUGAAUGACUCUGUUUCACAGCAAAAUUCUCUGACUGAAGAGAGAGACGAGUUGAGGAGAAUCAACUCUGAUAUUGAGGCCAGUUGCAAAAACCUGACUGAGGAGAGAGAUGACCUGAAGAGGAAGCUGACUAACUCUAUUAACAUGGCCAAAAAUGUGACUGAAGAGAGAGACGAGUUGAGGAGAAUCAACUCUGAUAUUGAGGCCAGUCGCAAAAACCUGACUGAGGAGAGAGAUGACCUGAAGAGGAAGCUGAAUGACUCUGUUUCACAGCAAAAUUCUCUGACUGAAGAGAGAGACGAGUUGAGGAGAAUCAACUCUGAUAUUGAGGCCAGUCGCAAAAACCUGACUGAGGAGAGAGAUGACCUGAAGAGGAAGCUGAAUGACUCUGUUUCACAGCAAAAUUCCCUGACUGAAGAGAGAGACAAGUUGAACAGAGCUAUCCAAGGAUGCAGGAUGGAACUGGAAAAAUUAUCUCCAGCGCGAUGGAUGUAUUUUAGAGGUAGUUUCUAUCACAUUUCUUCUGACCAAAAAACGUGGCAAGAGAGCAGACGAGACUGUCAACAAAAAGAUGCAGACCUGGUGAUUAUCAACAGCAAAGAAGAACAGGAUUUCACAAGACAAUUCCAGAAGUACAUGUGGAUUGGCCUGACUGACUUACAAACAGAAGGGACAUGGAAAUGGGUGGAUGGGACUCCAGUGACCAAAAGCUACUGGGGUCCUAAGGAGCCUAAUGGCGGGAGUGGUGAAAAUUGUGGGGAAAUGAAGUUUGAUUCGGAAAACAGCUGGAAUGAUGGAAGCUGUUCCCUUUCACACUUCUGGAUGUGUGAAAAGAAAGUCCGUCCAUAACUCUGCAUCCAUGCCCACCAGACAGAACAGAAAACUCAGGACAAUCAGUGCAUUUCUGAAUUUCAGCUGAACAUAAGAAGAGAUUCAACUGUUUUCAUGUUGUUUUGGAGUUUCAGUAUGAACUUAGAUUUUCAAAAAAACCUCAACCUCAACCUCAAUAUACUUGUUUGUACACGCUCAUAAUUUUCAGGCGCAAACAACAUUUUCUGAUUUGCCAGCCUAUGUGAAUCCUGGUAAUGACUGUGCUGCAGGGAAGGUGGUGUGUUAACAUAGGAGUACAUAAAAACAAAUAUACAACUAGGUUCAGAUGCUUGAGGUGCUUUUGCUGCAAAAAAAGACAGAAAAGACUGUAAUAUGUUAUUGAUUCAUUGCUAGAUAAAUAUCUGCUGUUUCCUCAUUAGCUGACAUAAUACGCUGACUGAAUUUAUAUCCGUGAAUGUUUACCUUAAAUUUCCAGUGUGUAGGAUUUAAGGACAUCAGUUAGCAGAAAUGGUAUAUGAUAUUUGUUGUCUUUGUGUUUUCAUUACACAUGCACGCGCGCGCACACACACACACACACACACACACACACACACACACACACACACACACACACGUAAAUAUAUAUGCUGAGCCAGCAUUUUUACCUUUCAAUCAACAAGAGUACUGUGCACUCAAUUUAUUUUACAGUUGGCUUAAAAAUACAGUCUGCAAGUCUGCAAUACUUGGAAUGUACUGUAAAACACAUGUGAAAAAUUGUGAAACUUGAACCUUCUUCAAAUAAACUAC
Molecule: messenger RNA, 1903 nt
Organism: Epinephelus moara (kelp grouper)
Lineage: Eukaryota; Metazoa; Chordata; Actinopteri; Perciformes; Serranidae
Product: CD209 antigen-like
Exons: 14
Coding region: 134-1135 (333 amino acids)
Biological process (GO): biological process involved in interspecies interaction between organisms
Cellular component (GO): external side of plasma membrane
Molecular function (GO): carbohydrate binding
Source: RefSeq, a predicted model, not a curated record